Heterocephalus glaber (naked mole-rat) is the source of this 6547-nucleotide messenger RNA. It is a transcript of the gene Pign, whose product is annotated as phosphatidylinositol glycan anchor biosynthesis class N. Gene Ontology annotation, cellular component: endoplasmic reticulum membrane. Gene Ontology annotation, biological process: GPI anchor biosynthetic process. Gene Ontology annotation, molecular function: mannose-ethanolamine phosphotransferase activity. NCBI's taxonomy places the organism in Eukaryota, Metazoa, Chordata, Mammalia, Rodentia, Bathyergidae. The record is from RefSeq and is a predicted model, not a curated record.
UCGCGAGAGCAGCCGUGGCCCGGGAAGUGUUAGGAGCCUUAGGAGUUUGAGGGGUGGAUGUGCAGAUGCAUUAGCGAUACCCUGUGGGCUAUCGUUUGAGGGGACCGAGGUUCAGAUUGCCCGAGAGUUUUAAUGGCGCUAGGUCCUGCCUUCGCUCUGAGGAGGUCUCAUUCCCGAGAUCAGGUCUGACCCGGAUAAGCCUCAGAUACCUACAACUUUGAACCUAGAUGGAUUUGUUCCUCAGAAGCAAGAUCUUUUUGAACACAUGAUGAUAAACUCAUUUCAAAAUUAUUAGUUACACUGGAUAUGCUGCUGUUCUUUACUUUGGGAUUGAUCGUACAUUUUGUGUUCUUCGCCUCCAUCUUUGACAUUUACUUUACAUCUCCUUUGGUUCAUGGAAUGACUCCUCAGUUUACACCAUUGCCUCCUCCAGCAAGAAGAUUAGUGCUUUUUGUGGCUGAUGGCCUGCGAGCAGAUACACUUUAUGAAUUAGAUGAAAAUGGAAACUCAAGAGCGCCAUUCAUUAGGAAUAUCAUAAUGCAUGAAGGCAGCUGGGGUAUAUCUCAUACACAUGUGCCAACGGAAUCUCGGCCAGGGCAUGUAGCCCUGAUAGCUGGGUUUUAUGAAGAUGUCAGUGCAGUUGCCAAAGGGUGGAAGGAAAAUCCUGUAGAAUUUGAUUCUCUUUUUAAUGAAAGCAAGUACACAUGGAGCUGGGGAAGUCCAGAUAUCUUGCCUAUGUUUGCCAAAGGUGCUAGUGGAGACCAUGUUUAUACACAAAGUUAUGAUGCUCAAAGAGAGGAUUUUGGUGCCCAUGAUGCAACAAAACUGGAUACCUGGGUUUUUGAUAAUGUUAAGGAAUUCUUUCAUGCUGCCAGAAACAACCAGUCUUUGUUUGCUAAAAUAAAUGAAGAAAAAAUAGUUUUUUUCUUACAUUUAUUAGGAAUAGAUACAAAUGGACAUGCUCACCGACCAUCAUCAAGAGACUAUAAGGACAAUAUUAAAAUAGUUGAUAAUAGAGUGAAAGAAAUUGUGUCCAUGUUUAAACAUUUUUAUGGAAAUGAUGAAAAAACAACAUUUAUCUUUACCUCGGACCAUGGAAUGACAGACUGGGGUUCCCAUGGGGCUGGCCAUCCUUCAGAAACUUUAACUCCUUUGGUAACUUGGGGAGCUGGAAUUAAGUAUCCCCAAAAAGUAUCAGCUCAGCAAUUUGCUGAUGAGUUUUUGAAAGAAUGGGGACUGGAGAAAUGGAAGAGAAGAGAUGUUAAUCAGGCUGAUAUUGCACCAUUGAUGGCUUCUCUUAUUGGAGUUCCCUUUCCCCUUAACUCAGUGGGAACUCUUCCAGUGGAUUAUCUGAACAACACGGAUCUCUUUAAAGCAGAGAGCAUGUUUACAAAUGCAGUCCAGAUACUCGAACAGUUCAAGGUGAAAAUGAUUCAGAAAAAAGAAACUACUUUCCCAUUUUUGUUCACACCAUUUAAGUUGCUUUCUGAUUCUAAACAGAUGAACAUUUUAAGAAAAGCAAGAUCUUACAUAAAACAGGGCGAGUUUGAUGAAGCAAUCUCCCUUUGCAAGGAGCUGAUUCAUCUUGCAUUGAAAGGAUUGUCCUAUUAUCACACUUACGACAGAUUAUUUUUGGGCACCAGUGUUGUUAUUGGUUUUGUGGGAUGGACAACUUACGCUUCUUUGUUGAUCAUCAAGUCUCAUUCCAACUUAACAAGACGUGUUAGUAAAGAAGUUAAGAAACCAAGCCGUCUUCUGCCAUGUAUUUUUGUAGCUACUAGCAUUUUAGUAGUAUUUUUCCUGCUGAUUCAAGCCUGUCCCUGGACUUACUAUGUAUAUUGCUUGUUGCCAGUGCCAAUAUGGUAUGCAGUUCUACGAGAGUUUCAAGUUAUUCAAGAUCUUGUUGCAUCACUGUUGACCUUUCCUCUGAGCUGUUUUAUUUGUUAUCUGUUAGUCUUUAUUUUGGGAAUUGAAGUAUUGGUUCUCAGUUUUUUCUACCGCUGUAUGCUUACAGCUGGACUUACUGCAUUUGCGAUUUGGCCAUUUCUCACUCAGCUGUGGAUUCAAGCAAAGAUCACCUCCCUGAGUUGGACUUUCUUCUGUUUGCUCCUGGCAGUAUUCCCACUGAUGCCUGUCGUAGGUCGAGUGCCAGAUAUCUCUCUCGUAAUGGGUGCAGGCUUGCUGGUUCUUCUACUAUCUCUGUUUGUUAUGACAUCUCUCAUGAAAAGAAAAACUAGCUUUGGAAAGGAAGAGCUAUUGGUACAUCUGUUACAGAUGAUGAAUACAGUGCUUUCUAUGUAUAUUGUGUACAGUACCCAUAGUAGUCUACUCAAGAAACAAGGACUACCUCUUACAAAUCAAAUUCUGAGCUGGGCAACAUUAGCUUCUUCCUUGGUUGUGCCACUGCUGAGUUCUCCGGUUCUCUUUCAGCGGUUGUUUAGCAUACUUCUUUCCUUGAUGUCAACCUAUUUACUUCUAAGCACAGGGUAUGAAGCUUUCUUUCCAUUAGUGUUGUCAUGUUUGAUGUUUAUCUGGAUAUACAUGGAACAAGAAACCCUACAACAAUCUGGUGUUUCCUCUAAACAGAAGCUCACCAGUAUCCAUUUCUCCUAUAAUACUGAUAUAACUCAGUUUCGACAGCUGUAUCUGGAUGACAUCCGUAGAGCCUUUUUCCUUGUAUUCUUCUUAGUAACAGCAUUUUUUGGAACUGGAAACAUAGCUUCUAUUAACAGCUUUGAUCUUGCCUCUGUCUACUGCUUUCUGACUGUGUUUAGUCCUUUUAUGAUGGGAGCCCUGAUGAUGUGGAAGAUUUUAAUUCCUUUUGUUCUUGUGAUGUGUGCUUUCGAAGCAGUUCAGUUAACUUCAAAAUUAUCAUCAAAAAGCCUUUUUCUCAUUGUUCUCAUCAUAUCAGACAUUAUGGCCUUGCAAUUUUUCUUCUUGGUCAAGGAUUAUGGCAGCUGGCUUGAUAUUGGAACAAGCAUCAGCCACUAUGUGAUUGUAAUGUCCAUGGCCAUCUUCCUGGUGUUUCUCAAUGGUCUGGCACAGCUGCUCACAACUAAGAAGGUCAAACUAUGUGGCAGACCCAAAAGCCACCUCAUAUAAUGUUGCUGAAUUUGUCAACCAGCAUCUGGAUCCUGUUUAUCAUUCUCUUUAUAAACUAAAAUCUCAUCAAAGAUUCAAUAAGAAGAUGGAUAUGGAUGUAUAGGAUAUUCUACUUCUGUAAAAUAUUAUGUUUGGAAUUCUGGAUUUGCAGGUUAUCUUGGAUAAAGGAGCUACCUUUUUCUUUGAGGUUUUUUUUUUAUUUACUCUGUUGUAGUGAUUAUUUCUAUGGGAAAGCAUAGUAAAGCACUCUCCAUUUUCAUUCUUUUUCUUUAGCUGGCAGCUCUUCUCAGUGAUAUUCAAAGUUCCUGUAUCAAUGUGAUCAUGGUACAGCUUCCCAUAUACUCAAAGGAAAACAUCCAUCUAUGGGGAUAGUAUUGAUGGCAUCCAAAAUCAUUGCUGUGGUUGAAUUUAAAUGACAUCAUAACGUGGCACCAUAAGUAUUUAUCAGCUCUCAGCACUGAUUUUGUAGUAGUUCUAACUACUCAGUAAUAUCACUAAUAAGGCAGGGUAUAUUAUUUCACAUUUACUGAAGCUUCUGCAGAAAAAUGUUUGCAGUGUUUUUCAUUUUUCUUCAGAAUGCAGUAGCACUAUCUUAGGCUUCUUAAUGCUAUUUCCAGAGUUUUCAUAGUCAACUAGUUAGAUACAGGUUUAACCUUCACUCCUUCCUCCCCUCAUUUCUGUAUUAUAGAAUUUCAAGGGAUAAAAAAGUGAGCAAAAUGCUUAGUAUGUGUGUCUUGUCUAAACAAAAAGUUUUAGUUGUAGACUCACUAUCUGUUAUACUUAUAGGUUUUCUUCAUGUAUUGUUUCAAUAUGAUGCUCUGAAGCAGUGGUUAAAACUUCCUGACAUUAUCCUAAGAUUCAUGUUAAAAAUGCUACUCUUGGGCCGGGGAUUUAGCUCAGUGGCAUAGCACCUGCCUGGCAAGUGCAAGGUCCUGAGUUCAAUCCCAGGUACACAAAAAAAAUGCUACUCUUGUGGUUAUGAGAUUCUAGUCAUCAGCCUAAAGUCAUCUCAUUAAAUUUAGAUUUCCCUUUGUAAAUUAAGUCCAAUGGACUAAAUAUUUUAAGACUAACCUUUAUUUGGAAUAUCCAUACAGUGACCUUUACAUAUCACUGUAGAGGUGGCCUUUUGCCCAUGGUAUGCCAGAAGUGUUUGGCUGAUGCUAAGCUUUGCUGGUAUGUAUCCCAUUUUUUAAAAAAAUUUGCUUUUGAAUUAAGUUAUAGCAUUACUAAUUUGCACUAAUGACUAGAAAGCCCUCUACAGAUUAGAUUACUAGAUAUUUCAAAUUUGCAAGUGAUUAAAUAAAUACAAUUUAGAAGAUCAAAAUGCAGUUUGGCAAAAUAUAUUUUCUUAAUUUUUAUUUAUGAUGAUCUAUAGUUUUAAUAUAUUUGUGAUAAUACUUCAUAUACAGCAGUGAAAGCAUUCUGGUAUGUUAAAAGAGAACUACUUAUGUUAACAUAAGACCUCAUGAUUCAGUCUAUAAUAUAAAAUCUAGGUAGACAAUUAAGAGGCUACUGUGUUGGCAGAAAGAGAAUCCAUGAGCUUUCAUAUAAUCUUGUGAUUUUUCAUCAGUUUUUCCACAUAUCAGAGAAGCCUGAUUACUAUAUAAAAAAAUUAUCACUUAACUCUUUAUAUCUAAUUUUGCCUUUUGUCUUUCCCUAGAUUUUUAUGCAAAGUAAUUGAUGGAUAUUUUAUUACAGUGUUGUAAGAGGUGCUCAGUGCCUUAUGUUUAUUGAGUUCUUCAGAGCAUUUUUAUUUUUUCCUUUUUUUCCUCUUAAUGCUACCUUUUGGGUUCAUUGUGAGUUUACAGAACUAGAAAGUGCUCCUGCAGCCAUGCACUUUAUGCAGGCCCCCACACUCACAUUCACUUAGGAAUGGGCCUUUUCUAUUCUAUAGUUUCUCAACAAUCUUAAUGUGUUUUGAAGCAUGUAUUUUUAUAUUGAAUAACAGAAAAAAGAAAUGAGAUUUAGGCAAAAUAUAUUUUUUUCCAUCCUAUAUAUACCAUACUAGAUUUCUUUUAUGAAUCAAAAUUUUAGACAUUUGCUAAUUUUUUUUUUUCAGGUCCUGGGAAUCAAACUUAGGACCUUGUGCUUGCCAGGCAGGUGCAGCGCCACUGAGUCACAUUCCCCACCGAACAUUUGCUAAUUAACAUUGUUUAAGUUAAGAAUUUCUAUAAGAAUUAAAGUGAGCAUAUCAAAUUGAGAAAGUACUGAACUACAGAACAGGCAUGCUGUGUCAUAUGCACUAUGAAUAAAUUUGGGGGAAACAUUAAGGCUUUAGGAAAUGAACUUCAGCCUGUCCAUAAUUUACUCAUAAAAUAAUUCUUAUUAUUAUAUUAGUGUGCAAUACUGAGAACACAAAAAGCUUUUUUUAAGUUUGUCAGAAAAUGUUAUAAGUGGUAGUGUAAUUUUAAAAUAAUGUCCUCAAAAUUAUUUAUUAAUGAGGCCACUUGAUAAAACCAUGUUUCCCCAAAAGAAGGAAGUAACUGGAAAAUAAGCGCUAGUUGUUACUGUGAUGAUGGCCAGUGUCAUGCAGAAAAUUAUACCUCAGGACUCUCUUGCUGAGUGGCUAUGCUAUAAUGGCAGAUAAGACAAGGUGCUGACAUUUUUGAUCUCCAGUUUUCAAGGUUGAUUAUUUUUUGGAUAAGUCUUAUUUUCAGGGAAACAGAAGUAUUCAUUUAGUUAUAAUAUUAUUUCUCAUUAAAAACUCAUUCCAAAUUUUGGCCAGUUCAGACAUUAGGAACAUGUAUGUCAAGUCCCCUCCUGCACUAUCAUCUUUAUACAGUACACUUGUUGGGAGGGGGUUUGUGGUUGGUUUUUUGAGACAGGGUCUUGCUGUGUAGCCCAGGCUGACCUUGACCUCAGUAUGUAGUCCAGGUUGGCCUCGAACUUGGCAUGAUCCUCCUGCCUCAGCCUCCCCUGGGAUUACAGGUAUGCACCACCAUACUUGGCCAGUACGCUGUUUUAGUAGACUAAAGACUCUUUUGCUCCUCCUUUUGACAUAUUACUUUGCUAUUCAAAGUAUGAUUUCUAAUGACAGAGGAAUGAAGAGGAUUGCAUAGUAUAGUCUCUAGAGACAGGCAGGAGCUGCUGUGGGGAAGCAGAGGAGCUCCAUCUACACAUUAGGUGUCAUCAUUUCAGGGGGCUGAAGACAAUGACACUAAAUCAACUUGCUCAUUUGGAAAGGACCAUUUUAGACUAGUUAUGUAGACUCCUUUAAAAGACCAGAGAUAGCUUGUUAAUUUCUCUCCUUUUCUAUGUCGACAGUCCCCUCAUCCUCUUUAAAAUGUUCUAAAGCAUUGUGAUUGUUAUACUCAGUACUCUCAAUACUAUGGUAAUGUCAUUGUAGCAUUUUGCUAUUUAUGCAUUAGCAUGAUUUAUAAAAUAAUGAAAGGACGGGUUUUUAUACUUAAUAUUCAUUCUAUAAUGAAAUAAAAGCAUUUUGAGA